This is a messenger RNA of Cicer arietinum (chickpea), 1751 nucleotides long. Its product is annotated as glyceraldehyde-3-phosphate dehydrogenase GAPCP1, chloroplastic-like. Lineage: Eukaryota; Viridiplantae; Streptophyta; Magnoliopsida; Fabales; Fabaceae. Gene Ontology annotation, biological process: glycolytic process; glucose metabolic process. Gene Ontology annotation, molecular function: NAD binding; glyceraldehyde-3-phosphate dehydrogenase (NAD+) (phosphorylating) activity; NADP binding. Gene Ontology annotation, cellular component: cytosol. The record is from RefSeq and is a predicted model, not a curated record.
GUCAAUUUCCAUAAGAAGCUCCGCUGAGAAAUAACAAAUAUUCAUAAAAGCGAGUAAAAAAAGUGCUUAUUAAAUUCCAAUAACAACUUAGAUUCUUUCUUUUUAGUUAUUGUUGUUGUUGUUGUUGGGGGCAAUUACCAUAGAACAACCACAUUCUUCAUUUUCUAGGGUUUUUGCUCAUUUCACCAUCUUCAAUGGCCGCUUCUUCUCUUCUCAGAUCUACUCUUGUCUCUUCAUCAUCUUCUUCCUCCGAUCGCGUCAAGGGGCUUAGCAGUGCCUCAAGCAUUAAUUCAAAAUCUACGAGGUUGCACAACAGCAUAUUUGGAACUUCAAUUUCAUGUGAAUCAAUCGUCUUACAAAACUGCAAUGCCCGGAGUAUACAGCCUAUCAGAGCUACAGCAACAGAAAUCCCUCUCCCUGUACAAAAAUCAAGCAGUGCUGGGAAGACAAGAGUCGGAAUAAAUGGUUUUGGUAGAAUUGGAAGGUUGGUGUUACGGGUAGCUACUUCCCGGGAUGAUAUUGAUGUUGUUGCAAUUAAUGAUCCUUUUAUUGAUGCUAAAUACAUGGCGUACAUGUUCAAGUAUGAUUCUACUCACGGACCAUUCAAGGGAACUAUUAAGAUUUUGGAUGACACUACUUUGGAAAUUAAUGGGAAGCAGGUUAAAGUUGUGAGCAAAAGAGAUCCUGCAGAGAUCCCUUGGGGUGAUUUUGGGGCUGACUAUGUGAUAGAGUCUUCCGGAGUUUUUACAACAAUAGAGAAAGCUUCAUCACAUUUGAAGGGUGGUGCCAAGAAAAUCAUAAUAUCAGCUCCAUCUGCUGAUGCGCCAAUGUUUGUGGUAGGGGUGAAUGAGAAGACGUACAAGCCCAACAUGGACAUUGUUUCUAAUGCAAGCUGUACAACAAAUUGUCUUGCUCCUCUUGCCAAGGUGGUUCAUGAGGAGUUUGGCAUAAUUGAAGGUUUGAUGACCACUGUGCAUGCAACUACAGCAACACAAAAGACUGUAGAUGGUCCUUCAAUGAAGGAUUGGAGAGGGGGAAGAGGAGCAGCUCAAAAUAUAAUUCCAAGUUCAACUGGUGCUGCCAAGGCUGUUGGAAAAGUUCUUCCUGAGCUAAACGGAAAGCUCACUGGAAUGGCAUUUCGUGUACCUACUCCUAAUGUCUCUGUUGUGGACUUGACUUGCCGGCUUCAAAAGAAUGCUUCCUAUGAAGAUGUUAAAGCAGCAAUUAAGCAUGCUUCAGAGGGACAAUUGAAGGGAAUUCUUGGAUACACAGAUGAGGAUGUUGUCUCUAAUGACUUCGUUGGUGAUUCAAGGUCGAGUAUCUUUGAUGCCAAGGCCGGGAUUGGGCUUAGCAAGUCCUUCGUGAAGCUGGUCUCAUGGUAUGACAAUGAGUGGGGUUAUAGCAACCGAGUGCUCGACCUUGUAGGACAUAUGGCACUGGUGGGAGCCCACAAUUGAAACAAAUAGUGUUUCUUACUGUCGGUGUUGCGAUUCUGAUCUUUACUUGAGUUAGGUUAAGAAUUAGUAGCCGUUUAGGUUCUCAGAUUUUGGUUUUGAUGUGAUAUUUAUAAGAUUGCAGACAUUUCUGGAGCCCCUCCAACAGAGGAAGAAGUAGAUGAUCAUAUCAUAUACAUUGAGAAUAAAAUAAAAGUCCAAGUUACAUGUCUGAAAUUCAUCUUCAUAUACUGGAUGGAUUUUACAAAUUUUUUGUAUUAUUGUGAAGUGUUUUUAUUUUACUUUUGAUUAAGUGAA